UGUCGGCGGGUGGGGAUUUGGGUCCGGAACUGGGAAUUAGGGCUCCAAUCGAUCGAGUAAUCAAACCUCUUGUCCUCUCCCUUCUAUGUCCUCCUCGCCCUCCUCCUCCUCCUCCUCCUCCUCCUGCUCCACGCUGCCAGCGGCCGACGGCGGUGCACGGUCGGCGGUGGACGAUGCCCACCAGAGAUUUUUCUCGGUCUUAGAAAGUGAAGGAAGCUGAGAUUAUAAAGAAAGAUUCUUUGCUGCUGGACAUUUGCAGUAGCCAGGAGUGCCUCACAAAUGUUACCCCAAAAGCGGCCGCACCCUGACUCAAAGACAAAACUUCCUCCACUCUCUGAGACUGAGCGUGUCCUCUAUGAGUUGAUCAAGAGCAAGCAGAACCUUGGAAUAUGGACAGCUGACAUGAAAAGAGAGACAGGUCUUCAAACCACUGUUGUCACUAAAACCCUGAAGUCCCUCCAAAAUAAAAAUCUUAUAAAAGAUGUUGUUAACAUUCACAAUAAGGCAAGAAAAAUUUACAUGGCUGUGGAGUUCGAACCAUCAAAAGAAAUAUCAGGUGGUUCUUGGUAUUCAGAUGGAAGCCUUGAUACAGAUUUCAUUAGGAUUCUACGAGAGCAGUGUUUGAAGCAUAUUGAGAGGCUCCAGGUUGCCACGAUGGAAGCUAUAUACAAGUCCAUCCAAGAAUCACGGGUAUUUAAAGUUGAGUGUACGAUGCAGCAGAUUGUUGAAAUUGUUAAUGCAAUGGUUCUGGAUAAGGAGGUCGAGGAAUUGAAGAGUACUGGGAUUGGAGAUUUCUCUAAAGUUCAAUCAGGGAAGAUUUGCUACAGGAGCUUAAAAGGUAGAGAAGGUCCCAAAGUAGGUUCAUUUUCAUCAAUUCCUUGUGGAGUUUGCCCACGGAUAAGCGAGUGCACACCAGAUGGAAUUAUCUCACCAAAGACUUGUAUCUAUUACAACAAGUGGCUUAAAUUGGAAUUUUAGAUGUGAACUUGUUAUCCUGGAGAAAUAUUUCUAGGCUUUUAUGAACCACAACUCUCUGGGUGUUUUGAGGUUCAGGUUUUUUCCUUUACGAAUCCAAAGAAGGAGAUCAGAAUCUUGUGAAUGUAUACUUUGAAAAUUGUUUCUAGGCCUUUUUCUGUAUCAGUACACUUGCUCACUGAUUAUUAUUUUCAUUUGCUGAAAUUUUAGCAAAGCUUUGCAUGUAUUGCUCCA
Molecule: messenger RNA, 1209 nt
Organism: Phoenix dactylifera (date palm)
Lineage: Eukaryota; Viridiplantae; Streptophyta; Magnoliopsida; Arecales; Arecaceae
Product: DNA binding / DNA-directed RNA polymerase
Biological process (GO): transcription by RNA polymerase III
Cellular component (GO): RNA polymerase III complex
Source: RefSeq, a predicted model, not a curated record